Molecule: messenger RNA, 698 nt
Organism: Drosophila bipectinata
Lineage: Eukaryota; Metazoa; Arthropoda; Insecta; Diptera; Drosophilidae
Gene: agt
Product: O-6-alkylguanine-DNA alkyltransferase
Biological process (GO): DNA repair
Molecular function (GO): methylated-DNA-[protein]-cysteine S-methyltransferase activity
Source: RefSeq, a predicted model, not a curated record
ACACUGUUCAAAUUUAUUCACGAUUUGCGCAAAAAUAAACUUCCAAGGUUUAUUUUUAUUAACUUAGUUUAACUAGUUCAACUUUUUAAAAACUAAAAACGAUGUGGUUCAUAGAACAAUCAAGAAUCCGUCUAAUCCCGUUACCGAAUCCGCCGAAAGAGAUGUACUUUUGCUUUCUGAACACCAAGUUUGGUAGGAUGAUAUUGGGAACAGUUCUAGUCCAAAAGGAACCUGCAAUUUGUUUGCUAUAUUUUGUGGUGAAAUCUGAUAAGGAGACCCUGGAUGAAGUUCAAAAACGUUGGCCAAAGUCACAGCUUCUCAGAGACGACUAUGCCAAUGAGGAUCUGGUCGAAAAACUAUUUGAGGGAGAAAAGGAGAACUUAGACGAGAUUCCAGUCGCUGUUCUGGGCACCGAUUUCCAGCGAGCUGUAUGGAGUGCUCUAAUCGGCUUGAAGAGCGGCCAAUCCUGCACUUACUCCCAACUGGCGGAACGCGUGGAUAACCCAAAAGCGAUACGGCCAGUGGCUAGUGCCGUUGCCAGAAAUGAAGUGGCUAUCCUCAUUCCUUGCCACCGAAUUGUAUCUCAAAACGGAUGCAGCAAGUACCGCUGGGGCGGUGCUCGAAAACAGCAGAUUCUUCGUUACGAAAAGUCCAUUAAAUAAAAAUCAUUUUUCUUUAUUGAAUUUAUAUCCGGACAA